Talaromyces stipitatus ATCC 10500 is the source of this 1498-nucleotide messenger RNA. RefSeq lists its product as uncharacterized. The record is from RefSeq and is a predicted model, not a curated record. Lineage: Eukaryota; Fungi; Ascomycota; Eurotiomycetes; Eurotiales; Trichocomaceae. Bases 1 to 1401 code for a protein of 466 amino acids. The transcript is spliced from 4 exons.
AUGACCAACACUAAGUUGACCGAUCAUUCAGCAUCGAAUUCGCCGACGCAUGUCUCGAACGAAUACGGAAGUGAAGCGGACGAAGACGAAUAUGCAGAAGAAGAGGACUGGACAGUAUCUGAGACAAUCAUUCGACCAUUUACCUUGCAAUUACCACCACCAUUAUUACCGAUGACGUCGAGUGUAGUUCAAUCGCACGAUGCAAAACCAACCGAGUCAGCUCCCGCUCCCAAGUUCCCACCACCAGCUCGUCCAGGCGAUCCAGUCAAAUGGCCUUCACAAGAACAGCGGAUCCCAGGCAAACCUGGGAAUCUGAACAUUAGCGGACUUGUCACUUUUGACCGUCGUGACAGAGUUGAGUUGUCGCACUGUUACCUCGAGAGAAAUCUUGUCACUAAUGGCGGCUGGCUUGAUAAUGUGGUCUGGGUCGUCAAUACCAAAAAUAAAUCAGAUCUUGCAUAUCUCGACGAAAUCUUAGCUCGAUCGCCUCUGUACUUGAAGUCUGACCACGCCGAGAUGCGGCGCACGGUCAGUCGCGAGACUAUGUACAUCAAAAUCGAGGAUAUUGUAUGGUUUGCAAAAGACACCAUUGAGCGUCUGGUGGCUAGAAAGCUCAUUAGCCACGAUGCACUGGCUAUCUCUGCCAAUAUUGUGAAUAAUCCACCCGUAAAUUUUUUGCAUUACCAUGCUGGUGCUCUUCACCCAUAUCUUCCAGACUUGCCAAAGGGAUUUAAUUUCAGUGCACCUGAGUCCAAAGCAGAGCAAGGUGACGGCAAGUCAGGGUCAAAGCAAGUCCAAGAACUAGCAGAGAAAGUUGGUGAACAUAGCACACUUUUCAAGGCCUUGGCAAACCACGUGCACAAUAUCACUUGGAAGUCUUCAGGAUACCCUAAUUGGACAGGUCCUGAAGACUUCGUGUGGUCGUCGGAUUGGAAUAUACCAUUGCCAAAUCAUCGGUGGCUGCGCGUCCCAGAUGAUAGAGCACUGAAUCGCACUCCUGUUGCUCACUUUACAUAUGAAGGAGGGAGAUCGAAAAAUGAAAGCUGGGCAAUGGCGUCGCAGCAACAUUACUCGUUACUCGAAAAUAUAGAAAAGGAAAAGUUAAACUUAUACAAGUUCGAUCGGCCCUGGGAUGUGAAAGAUGACUAUAUCCAGUUAAGCUUUUUGGCCAUUUUGGGAGGUGAUAUUCUUGAUACAGAUAUCCUUGAUCGCCUGGAUAUCCAGGGCGACACGCUGCAGCGCGAUACCGGACGACCAAUCCUCAUUGAGGGCACAGCUCUAGCGGCCCAUUUCAACUUCAUGCAUCAAGAUGGCGUCCCAACGACGGAUCUACUGGCGCGGUACAAGUCUCUGGCUGCUGACCAGGCAUGUCUUGCACCCUCACCGUCUGCCUCUGAUUGAUUUUUUCUCGAUUUGAUUUUUAUGAACGUAUAUCAAUUGCAUGGCUUUGGUUGUUCAGAACUGGACGGCCGUUAGAAGGAUUUACUCAUUCCAGAGU